Messenger RNA from Lathyrus oleraceus (garden pea), 634 nucleotides. RefSeq lists its product as uncharacterized. The transcript is spliced from 4 exons. NCBI's taxonomy places the organism in Eukaryota, Viridiplantae, Streptophyta, Magnoliopsida, Fabales, Fabaceae. The record is from RefSeq and is a predicted model, not a curated record. Bases 99 to 509 code for a protein of 136 amino acids.
GAGCAUGUAGGCUGAAAAAACCCACGUAGCGUUUUUAAAACAUUUGGGUAUUGUCUUCAGUUAUGUUUUGUAACCAGUGAAGGGUUUUCGAUGUUACCAUGGAGGCAAUAGUUUGUUCUUCUCUACCUUCCUUAACCACUGCAAAAGCCAGGAACAUAGUUACAAAGAAUUCUUGCUCCCUAACAGUGAGAAAAACCAGUGAUUUAUGCGUUAAGAAUUCAAGAACAAGAAGAAAAACAAGGACAUGUGUUGUGUCUGUGAGUGAUGUAACCACAGUACUCGAUCCAGCUCCAGUGGAAAUCACAUGGCAGAUUGUUGUUGGAACUAUAGCUGGAGUUACACCUUUUGUGGUGGCAGGGAUUGAAUUCAGCAAGAGAAUUAUAGCUCAAAAAGAAUGCGAGACUUGUGGAGGGUCAGGACUUGUUUUUAGAGAAAAGAACUAUUUUCGUUGUCCCGAAUGCGGUGGAUUUCUUCCUUGGCAAUCAUGGAAAAGAUUUUUCUCUAGUUAAUGUUUUGCAACAACAUUUUAGCACAAGUUAUUUGUUUAUAGCAUAUAGUAAACUUUUUUUCCGGUUACAGUAGCCUAUGAUAAACUUAACCCCUUCAUGGGAGAUAUGAAAGUUAUUUGGUAUCA